AUGGCGGGGGCGGCCAAGAAGGGUCCGGGGGGCCCCGGCGGCGGGGGCGGGGGCGGGGGCGCGAAGGCGGAGGCGGAGGCGGCCUCGGAGGUGUGGUGCCGGCGGGUGCGGGAGCUGGGCGGCAGCAGCCAGGCCGGGAACCGACACUGCUUCGAGUGCGCCCAGCGCGGCGUCACCUACGUGGACAUCACCGUGGGAAGCUUCGUCUGCACCUCCUGCUCCGGACUCCUGAGAGGCCUGAAUCCCCCACACCGCGUCAAGUCUAUCUCCAUGACGACCUUCACCGAACCGGAGGUUCUCUUCCUUCAGUCCCGCGGGAAUGAGGUGUGCAGGAAGAUCUGGCUGGGCCUGUUCGACGCUAGAACCUCCUUAGUCCCAGACUCCAGAGACCCGCAGAAAGUGAAAGAAUUCCUUCAGGAGAAAUAUGAGAAGAAGCGCUGGUACGUCCCUCCGGACCAGGUGAGGGGCCCGGCCGGCGGCAAGAGUGGCAUCGCCUCCGCCCCCGGCCAGAGCUCCACCCCGGAGGUCCAACCCCUGCGGACCCUGCUGGGAGACCCCGUGCCCGCGCUGACCGUCGCCACUUCCAGCCAGGCCCGGCUCUCCCAACACCGGGGCGCCCAGCCGGCCCCUGUCUCCUCCACCAAGAAAGCCAGCACCGACCUGCUGGCUGACAUCGGAGGGGACCCCUUCGCCGCCCCGCCGCAGCCGCCGGCCCCUCCCUUCGCCGCCUUUCCGGCCUUCGGAGGCCAGGCCCCGGCCCACGGCGGCUUCGCCAACUUCGACGCCUUCGGCGGCUCCGGCGGUCCCGCGGCCUUCGGAGGGGCCCCCCAGCUUGGGCAUGCCCCCUUCCAGGCUCAGCCUGUGCCUGCAGCCAGCCGGGUCAUCACGGGCAGCUACAGUUUUGGCAGCAGCCAGGUGAUGCCAUUCGGGGCCUCGCCCCUCACCCCCGCGAGCCAGCCCAGCGGCCUCUCGGACAUGGCCACCAUCCUGGGAAGCAGCAGCGUCUUCGGGGCGGUGGCCCACGUCCCGGCCUUCCACGCCUCCGCUGCCCCUGGGGCCGGCGGCGGAAGCAGUAGCCUCGCUUACGGGGCCUUCACCAACCCGUUCACGGCUCCCGCGGCUCACCCGCCUCUGCCUUCCACCAACCCCUUCCAGCCCAACGGCCUCGUCUCAGGGCCGAGUGGCUUUGGUCUGGGCACAUUGGCCCCCGGCUUCCCCCCUGCCCAGCCCCCCGGCGGCUACCCGGGCGCCUUUCCCGCCUCCACCAUGUUCUCCCCGCAAACCCAGCUCUCCCAGCAGCAGCAUAACGGGUCCAGCUUUGGGGGCCUGGGAGCAGCCAAGCCAGGGGUGAAGGGCCCGGGCCAGCCCACUGCCAUUUCCACCAACCCCUUUGUGACUGGAACUUCUCCAAGCCCGUUCGCCUCCAAACCUCCCACCACCAACCCCUUCUUGUAGCCCCCCGAGGAGGGAGUCGGGGCCUGGCUGGUGGUGGGAGGGGGCGGCGGGGAGGGGCCGUUUUGAAUACGACUUCUGAAAUUCCUCCCUCCCUCCUUCACGACUGUCCCUGCUUUCCUGCUCCAGGCGCCCCCUCAUCCCGGGAUUGUGGGGGGUGGCGGAUAUGGAACUCAGGGUGGCACCCCUCCUGCCCCCCCAACUCCCCAUCCCUUCCCCCUCAUCGGAGCCUAAUUGACCCCAGGGACCAGAGAUAUGAGGAUGGAGGAGCGGACUGUUCAUGGCAAUUACAGGGCAGGAAGCAAAGAAUGACCUCAAUCGCCGCCUCCCUCCCCAGUCCCUGAAGCCUUCUCUCUCGUGUGUUCUCCCCACACCCCCAAGACUCGAAGAUUCAUUUUUCAGCGCCCCCCUGCAUACCCCUUUCUCCCCUCCCCAGAUUUCUCCUUCAAAGCUGCUAAACCCUCCUGGCUCCACUCUCCGUCCCCAGCCUGUUUGGGGGAACCUUUUACUACCCCUUCCCCACCCCGACACUCCCUUCAAGCACUUUAGUUAGCAGUUUCAUGUUUGGAUA
Tachyglossus aculeatus (Australian echidna) is the source of this 2023-nucleotide messenger RNA. RefSeq names its product ArfGAP with FG repeats 2 (gene AGFG2). The transcript has 13 exons. The coding region runs from base 1 to 1455 and encodes 484 amino acids. NCBI's taxonomy places the organism in Eukaryota, Metazoa, Chordata, Mammalia, Monotremata, Tachyglossidae. The record is from RefSeq and is a predicted model, not a curated record. Gene Ontology annotation, molecular function: GTPase activator activity.